Molecule: messenger RNA, 669 nt
Organism: Anthostomella pinea
Lineage: Eukaryota; Fungi; Ascomycota; Sordariomycetes; Xylariales; Xylariaceae
Source: the annotation of a GenBank genome assembly
AUGUAUAACGACCCACAUCGGACAGCCACAUACAAUGCCAAGUGGUUCGUAACCUACGACGCUGUGAUGCGGAACCCAUUCAGAACCAACAAGUGGAUGUACGCAGACGCCGGAUUUCUAGGCGCGGAGGGACCAACCGACGACAAAGGGGAGGAAUGGGGGAUGUUCAAGAACGGGUAUCUGGACACCGACAAGUUUGACAGAUCCAUCAAGCACAGCGGGGACACCGGCGUCGUAAUUGGCGAAUACAAACAUGACCGCGAAAGAGACAUCAACGAUGACUGUUGGACCAAACCCCGCCACGUGUGGAAGUGUAGACACUUCAUAGCCAAAGCGUGGUUCGGAAACUCGAUUGGCAUGUUGGAGUUCAGCGCUCGCUACAUGCAGACGAUAGAGGACAUGGACGCAAACGGUUGGUAUAUCGGGCGGGAGGAGUUCGUCCUCUCGCACGUGGCGAUACGAUACCCAAAUUUCUUGUUCAGCGUGCCCUACACUUCAGAGCCCAUGGAGCUGUAUUACCCGUUCUACGAUCCAUCCAAAGCCUACUGGUCAUAUUACGGCGGGAAGUCCAUGGUCGCCGCGCUCAACGACCCGCUGUCCACCCUGUUUUGCCCCAAUAACUAUAAGCCUAGGCAGCCGAAUCUUCCCUGGGGCCCGAAAGGAGAGUGA